Molecule: messenger RNA, 2167 nt
Organism: Pimephales promelas (fathead minnow)
Lineage: Eukaryota; Metazoa; Chordata; Actinopteri; Cypriniformes; Leuciscidae
Gene: gyg1a
Product: glycogenin 1a
Molecular function (GO): glycosyltransferase activity
Source: RefSeq, a predicted model, not a curated record
CAUGGAAAGUCAUGUCACUAGUAUAAAUCCUCUGUCAGACACGUACUGCUUCUCUCCCAGCAGUGGACUUGUAUCCAGUUCGGUUUAGCUGUUCCAUGAGCCAUGGCAGACCAGGCUUUUGUCACCCUUGCUACAACUGACAACUAUGCCAAAGGAGCAGUGGUACUUGGCAAGUCCUUGAGGAACCACAACACCUCAAAAAAACUAGUGGCCAUGAUUGGCCCCCAUGUCUCAGAACCCUCCAGAGCAGUGCUUCAUAAAGUCUAUGAUGAGGUCAGGCUGGUGGAUGUGCUGGACAGUGGGGAUGCUGCACACUUGGCUCUGAUGAAGAGGCCUGACCUGGGCGUCACCUUCACCAAACUUCACUGCUGGACUCUUACAGAAUACUCCAAAUGCGUGUUUAUGGAUGCAGAUACCCUAGUUUUGUCCAACAUAGAUGAGUUAUUUGAGAGAGAGGAGCUCUCUGCUGCACCGGAUCCCGGCUGGCCUGACUGCUUCAACUCUGGUGUGUUUGUCUUCCGCCCGUCCAAUGAAACGUAUGGGAAGCUUCUCACCGCCUGCUCAGAGAGUGGCAGCUUUGAUGGUGGGGAUCAGGGUGUUCUCAACAGCUUCUUCAGUGAUUGGGCAACGGCAGACAUUUCAAAACACCUUCCUUUCAUCUACAACCUCAGCAGCAUCGCCAUCUACACCUACCUCCCAGCAUUCAAGCAAUAUGGCCGUGAUGCCAAAGUUGUUCAUUUCCUUGGCAAAGUCAAACCGUGGGAUUACAGUUAUGACACCACAAGUAAAAGAAUAAAGGGACAGCCCCAGGAUGCUUCUGAAAUGCAACCCAACUACUUGAUGCAGUGGUGGGAGCUUUUCUGUUCUUCAGUAUUGCCCCUCAUGAAGGAGGAAUAUGGUGACCAGCUCUUCCUUUCCGGAUGCACAGAGGGUGAUGUUCACGGUGAAAUAGCUGAGAUGCACAUAUCCCAUCAUCCCCCUCCACCUCAGAUGUCGUCUCAGGAGCGGAAACAGAAGUGGGAACAGGGCCAAGCUGACUACAUGGGACUGGACUCUUUUGACAACAUAGAGAAAAGGCUUGAUUCCUUCUUAAAGUGAAAGGUGCUUAGGAUCAGAUCUAGUUUUGUACUUUGUACAGGACAUGAAAUAAGAUUAAAAAAAAAAAGAAAAGCUAUGAUUUUUUUUUAUUUUUUUUUAUACCGGUCCAGAUCUAUGCAGCUGAAUUACUCAAUCUCUUACACAGUGUGAUUGCGUUACUUGUUGGAAUGACACAGUAUGUCACUUGCCUCUUUUCCAGAGGAGGCAUGACCCAAUUCAGGCAUGGUUUCUGAUCUCAAUGAACAAGACAAUAGUUAUUUUUUUAUUAUCUAAAAUCCUAUAAUAUUAAUGGUCUUGCACCUUUCAGAUUUUACCUCUUUCAUUUGUCCUCGAUGCGUUUGUGAAGAUGAGAAACGUACAGCAAACAAAACGAUAUUAAACCUUCAGCAUCCAAGAUAUACUGAACUCCACAUUCAAUGUUAAUCAUCUAAUGACCGCCUUUGCAAUGAUAUUGUUUACAAGACACUGUGUACAGCCAACUCGCUUAAAUCAUCAUUACUGGCUCUGAUGCACCAACUUUUAUUGUAUGAACCAAGUUCACUCCGCUCUUGUCUACUGAGCAGUCACUCCCUAUAGCAGGAAAAAGACACAAGGGUUUUGCUGCACCUAGUUACUACUGUUAAUGCUUUAACUAGUUUAACUUUCAUGUAACUGUCCCCACCUGUAAUAAAGAACUAGUAACACAAUUCCCCAUUUACUGUGGUUAAAACCAGUUUAUGCACAAAGAAAGGGUUUUAAGUGUUUAUUGCAAUGAAAACUGUUAGAACAAUCCUACAGACAUUGUGUAGAUAAUAUGAAUUUGAAGGAAACAACCUUUCUGAACAAUUUGCAAUAGAGCAAAAAAAAGUGCUGUCUUUAAAGUAAAUUAACAGAUACAAUGCAAUUUAGCUUGGAAAAACUAAAUCUCCAUGAGGGUUCGGAUCUCAUCUAUCCGUGCCUGUUUUAGGUUCUGUGUGUGUUUCGCGCCGAAAGCUUUCUCCACAAGCUCCUGCUUCUUCUUCUGAAUCUUCACCAUGUUCUCCUCCACAGAGUCUUUCACAAUAAACUAAACAGAAAACAGUUGUUUCAA